Messenger RNA from Cylicostephanus goldi, 572 nucleotides. Lineage: Eukaryota; Metazoa; Nematoda; Chromadorea; Rhabditida; Strongylidae. The record is from the annotation of a GenBank genome assembly.
AUGGAAGAUAAACUGAUGAAAAGCGGCUUGAGUUUUCUCGGUUAUGCUCCAGAAAAUGCGAAAAAAUUUUGGACUGAUAGCACACCGCGCUUUCUGCAGCGCAAGCACCUACCCCAACCACCAGCCCUUAUUUGCAGGUCAUCUGUCGCACAACUUUCUACAUCACUUGCCGGACAGAGUGCGAGGCCUGUUUGCUCAUUAAGAGGGUUGUCUCCAGGGCAGGCAAGAAUAUGCGAUCUAUUCAAGGAUCACAUGCCAGCUGUAGGUCAAGGUGCACAAACGGCGAUUCAGGAGUGCCAAUAUCAAUUCAAAUCAAAUAGAUGGAAUUGUUCAACGCCCUAUGGAUCCGGAAUAGUUGGUCCAAUUCAUAAACUAGGAACGCGUGAAGCUGCCUUCACCUAUGCCAUCCUUUCCGCAGGUGUUACUCACGAGAUUGGCAGAAGGUGUAAACAAGGAUUACUAGCGUCAUGUGGUUGCUCAGAAGAAGCAAAACCAAAGAAUGUAGCUGACGAUUGGACAUGGGGAGGAUGCGGCGAUAAUGUCGAUUACGGCUAUCGAUUUGCAAAGUAAGA